Moneuplotes crassus is the source of this 1059-nucleotide messenger RNA. The record is from the annotation of a GenBank genome assembly. Lineage: Eukaryota; Ciliophora; Spirotrichea; Euplotida; Euplotidae.
UGAAUUCAAAUGGUACAUUUCUUAAGCAAAAUAGUGAAUUCAUGCUUUGGCUCUUGCUUGAUGCUGUUUAGAGGUUGCAAGUUUUGAUAGAUAAGUGUGCCCACUACUUUUUAAAUGUGAAUUUUAGGAUAUGGGAGGUGGUUUAGAUAGAUGUGGUAUGAAUAAUCAGCAUGGGCUGAUUUUAAAUUAGAUCUUAAUUACUUGGCUAAGAAUUUGCGAUUUUGUGAAGAUGAGAGAUAUGGCUAGGGCUUAAAGCUCAUCUUUACUCUUUAGCCUCAGAAUACGGUCAGGAUAAUACCUCAACUCCGAUAAAGUUUGGGAAAGACAAGGAAUAUGAGUUUGGUACAGCGUCGACAACUGCUGGGUCUUCAGCUAUACAAUGAAGUGAACCCAGAACUGAUCCAGUAAAAAGGUCGAGGAGAAGAGUUGUCAAAGUUUGUAGCUUAACCGGGGAAUCUAGUCUUAAAGUUAGAAGAAUCCAAUUCUCAGAUCCAUCUGAAGACAAAAUCUCUUUGAAAUCUGCUGAUAAUCCUCAGACUUUAGUGAAUGAGGAGAAAGAGGAGCUUCAUAAAGCUGAAGAGUCUUCCAAAUGCUCUAAAAACAUGCCAGAUCCUUCAUCCACAAAGGAUGUGGAUCCUGGCUUAGAUUUCCAAAAGCUGGAAAAUUUUGGAGGAAUAGAACAAAAAAAAACAAAAAGGUCUCUAAACCUUCAAAGUACAAGAAAAUUUGUCCCUAAGACAAAGCCCAUCUCAGUUAUUUCCGAAUUUAAGCUUGAAUUUAUACUCAACUCUGAAUUUACUUUGAGUCUAAAAGUCACCAAAGACUCUAACCCAUUCAAGCUAGCCGAAUACAUCCUAAGCCAGAUGGAGUUUGCGAACCAAGACUACUUUACUGAGUCAUCUUUGCACCAGAUGGGACUUCAGAGUAAGUUCCAUACUAAACUACUAAUAAUCGAGUACAUUUGUGAGAAAAUGAACGAUAAUUUUUCUAACUACCAAAUCCCUGCUGGUGGAUUUUGAUAAAACAAAUUUUGUAAUAUCUACGUUUUUGAUAAAAUUU